CUUUCAUAAACUUCUUUGCUGCAAAGUACUACCGAUAUGAUAGGCGCAGCAUAUCUGAGCGUGUGGAUGCUUGGAAGAAAGUGGAGCUGGAGAUGGAGCAAGCAUCCGCAGCCGAAUUGAAGCUACGGGAGGAAACGGCGGGGGAGGAGGGGGCUUCGACUGAAAUGCUCCCGCCAGGAGUCGCGCCUAAGAUCGAGAAGUAUGAGGACAAGCCGCCCCACAGCACGAGCCGCGAGCUCCCAAGCAUCUGCUCAGAGUGUUCUGAGCCAAGCUCGGGGAGUGACAAGGGGCUCAGGUCUAGUUCUCACGGGCAUGCGUGCAAGUUGGAGGACAAGAGGGCGCUGCAGCAGAGGGUGCACGAGUCUGUGGAAAACAAGAAGUCAAAGAUGGAGGAGGCACAGCAGCAGCUGGCGCAGGAGCAGACGCAGCGCCAGCAGCUGCAGAAGGAGAUGGCAGCGCUGAAGCAGGUUAUAAGGGCUACCGAGGAGGUUGCCAAGCUGAAGGCCGCCGAGCUUGCCACGGCACUCAAGAAGCACCAGGACUACAUUGGCCAGCUCCUGAGCGAGCGCAGCCAAAUCGGCAAGAAGCUCCAGGAGGUGAAGGCGGACCUCAUCACGUUCCUGCAGAACGACCGCGCGCAACAUGACAGGGCGCGCGAACAGGUGCUCGAGUUGGACAACGAGCUCGUGAAGAUGACCGAGAGCUUGCAGGCCAAGGAGAGGGAGCUCGCCGCCGCCAAAGCGGCCGCCGCCGCCGCUGUGCAGGCAGUGCAGUCCGCGUCCGCCACUGCGAUCACCGUGGCCGGCUCGCCCAUGCUCCGCACCGACACGCUCAACGUUGCGGCGAUCACCAUCCAGCGCUUCGUGCGCGGCAUGCAGGCCCGCCGGCGCUUCGAAGCCGCGCGUGCGGCUGUCCUUACCAUCCAGUGCGCGGCGCGCGCCUGGGCCGCCCGCAAGCUCACCAUGCAGCUGCGCCGUGAGAAGGCAGCGCUCACCAUCCAGAUCGCGAAGCUGCUGCAGGACAAGAAGGCGCUGGAGCAGAAGGUGCACGAGCUGCAGUCCAUGCUGGAGACGGUGCAGGACGCCGCCAAGCUGAAGGCCACCGAGCUUGCCACGGCGCUCAAGAAACACCAAGACUACAUUGGGCAGCUCAUGAGCGAGCGCAGCCGAAUCGACAAGAAGUUCCAGGAGAUGAAGGCUGACCUCAUCACGCGCCUGCAGAACGCCUGCGCACAACGCGACGAGGCACGCGGACGGGUGCUCGAGUUGGACAACGAGUACGUGAAGAUGACCGAGAGCUUGCAGGCCAAGGAGAGGGAGCUUGCCGCCGCCAACGCGGCCGCCAGCGCCGCCGCCGCUGUGCAGGCAGUGCAGUCCGCGUCCGCCGGUGCGAUCACCGUGGCUGGCUCGCCCAUGCCCGCGACGACACCCGUGGCUGCUAGCACCGCUGCCAACACUAUGCACAGCAUGUUCCAGAAGCUGCAGACAUCAGCGCCAGGGUACGCGCGCAACAUCGCGGAAAACAUCAGCACGCUUUUCACCAAGGAGGGAGCGCCACUGCGAACGCCUCCGCGUGCUGGUGUGCUUCACGGCGACGACGACAUGCGGACACCGAGCGUCAGCGGCGCGCGCGCUCCGGGCACCCGCGCCGCGACCAUGCAGGCGGACGAGCGCAAGGAGGCGGGGGUGCUGAAGCACAAGGUGACGGCCACCGAGGACGCCGCCAAGCUGAAGGCCACCGAGCUUGCGACGGCGCUCAAGAAGCACCAGGACUACAUUGACCAGCUCAUGCGCGAGUGCAACAAGCGGAUGGCGGCUAACAUGACCACCUGGAAAUCGCAGGGCGCUGAUGAGCCGCACAGACGGAUCUUCUCCUUGUUGACGGAAAGCUGUCAUAUGACGCGGCGAUUGUUGGAGGUUAAGAUGCUGCUGGGGGCCGGCAGCGGCGUCAAGCUUGAUGAGGCGAAGGAGGAGCUGGAUGCGCAGGCUGCGAAGAGGGAGGUCCCCUCCGACAGCACGGCCGCCAGCGCCGCCGCUGGCUCAUCCAUGCCCGCGGCCUCAUCUGUGGCAGGUAGUACUACAGCAGCUACCACCGCGAACGGGCGACCAGACGUGUCCGCGCCGGUGACCCCGCCUAACGUUACAAAAAGCCGCAGCACGCUGUUCACCAAGGACGGUUCACCGCUUGGUACAGCAUCACUUGAUGAGGUGCAUCUGCGUAACAAGAUACGGCGGUCAUUAAGUUUCAGCGGCGUGCACGCUCCGGGCACAGGCCCUGAGAGCGAGGCCGACCGCCGCAUGCGCGAGGCGCAGCUCAAGCAGGUACAGAUCCUGGCGGAGAAGCGCAAGGUGGAGGAGGACAAGCUUCUUGCAGCGCUCGCGGCGCCGCUGCCCACAGCUGUGGCCGCCAGCGGACAGGACGCGGCUACAGGGCCAAUUGGCAUGGGCUUCCAUAGGGGCCGGCCGGUGGCGGCGAUUGUCAUCUUCAGGUACUGCCUGCACGCACGCGCCUUCCAAGCGGACCGCACGGCGAUCUUCGACCGCAUCGUCUCGGUCAUUGGGCAACAGGUGGAGUGCGGGCAAGAGGACAACAAUUGCCUGUCGUACUGGCUCUCCAACACCGUCACCCUCUUGCACAUGCUCAACAAACACACCAAGCCCGCCUCUGGGUACGUCAACAAGGCGCGCGUAGGCGUCGCCGGGGGAGCAGUUGGGGCCACUCGGUCGGUGCUUGGAGCCAUGUUCGGAAGCCGCAGCGGCGCCUCGCCGGGCGGGUUGGCGCACGCGGAGGCGUCCAUACACAGCGAUGAUGAUGGUGGCUUCAAGCAGGUGGAGGCCAAGUACCCUGCCCUGCUGUUCAAGCAGCAGCUCGACGCCAUCGUGCAGAAGAUCUUCCCGAUGAUCCGCGACAACGUGCGGAAGGAGAUCUCACCCAUGCUCAGCAACUGCAUCUACGCGCCCAAGACGUCGGGCCGCACCGUAGCCCGGCCCAUGGGUGCGGGCCCUGCUUCCGGCGACAAGGGCGCAGGCCAGCAAGCCGCCUCGCACAAGUCCUGGAUGGACCUCCUGCACGUAUUCGAUACGCUGCUUGCGGUGUUCAAGGCAAACGUGGUGCCCAAGGUCCUGGUGCAGGCGCUGUUCAAGCAGCUCUUCCGCUUCAUCAACGUGCAACUGUUUAACCAGCUGCUACUGCGCCGAGAGCGCUGCUCCUUCAGCAAUGGCGAGUACGUCAAGACGGGACUGGAGCAGGUGGCUCACUGGAUAAACAGGGCAGGAGCGGACUACAUCGCUGGCUCAUGGGAGGAGCUCAAGUACCUGCGACAGGCGGUGACGUUCCUAGCGACCGUUGACAAGCCCAAGAAGAGCCUGGAGGAGAUCACGUCGGACCUCUGCCGCGUGCUGUCCAUUCAGCAGCUGUACCGCAUCUCGACCAUGUACUGGGACGACAAGUACAACGAGGAGACGGUAUCUCCCGACGUGCUGAGCCGCAUGAAGCAGGCCAUGGUGGAUUCCAACAGCUCCGCGGGCCACUCGUUCCUGCUGGACGAUGAAUCCGGCCUGCCCUUCCAGGCGGCCGACCUGCUGGCCAACAUGGACGACAAGGUGAGCUCAGACUGCAACUGCGGCAGGUGGGAGAUUGUAGUGCACAGAGUGUUGCUCUGCUUAUCUCCAUGGCGCUUACAGUUGGGCCAGUAUGAUAAGACUCAGGAAGAGCAGACCGACGGCGGCCCCAACUUCGCCUUCCUGGAAGAGGAGCUGUGCUUUGCAGCGCCCGCACCGCAGUGAGGCACAGCGGACGGUGUCUCGGGGCUGCUCCAGUGAGGCGCAGCAGGCAGUGUGCGUGGAGCAAGGGCUUCUGUGCAACGGCAAUAUGGCAUGCACACGCGGUUCGUGGUUUGCGGUGGCUUUUGAAGUAGAAGAUGUAUUCCAGAUGUCCCUCGUUUCGCCUGCAGUAGGCGAGAGUUUAGAGCUUGCAUGGCGGGCCUAACCAAGCCAUUAGCAAAAGUCACUGGCGGCUGAGACUUGAACUCCUGAAAGGGAUGGAGGCCUUGCGUAUAGCAGGUUUGCGGGCUAGGCCCUUCAGAUUCACCGCGUUUCCUGGGUGGUUCUGUUACAUCGCUUGCAUGGCUUUGUCGCAUGGCCUGUUGCACGGUUCUGUGGCCAGGUUCAUAGCUACAUUUGCUUUAGUGCCUGCUCCAGGGCCGUUUCAGGCACCGCAGCGCGAGGGUUAUAGCAACAGUACCAAUAAGGGGGUAUGGAGGCUGCACGGGGCUUCAAUUCUUCGGGCUUGACGAGUCUCAAAUUAUUAAAGGACACAUUUAUACUUGUUAUGCAGGAAUGGCGAAUGGUGAAGAGCCGAUGGUGUGGUUGAUAGGAAGGAACGAAUGGAUUGCAUGAGACCAUGUACCGCAGGCUGUCUGACUGCUGGGCCAUGAUGGCGAUUGUUGUUGCAGUGUAGCUUGGAAGUGCUAAGCCUCGCUUAACAGCGACCACUUGACACCGGUAGUUCCGUUCGGUCCCAACAGCAGCCAUAUUACCCGUUGUGUAGCUGUUGGGUACACGUUUGGAAGCGCUUGGGUCGAUGAGUGGUUUCCAGAGCGGUGCCAGCGGCAGUUUGAGGCGCCCGCAAGGGUUGAGGUGUGCCGCUAACUUGCAUUGGUAAGUAUGACCUUGCAAGAGGAGCAAUAGGGAGACGGUCAUGUCCCAGGGGUCGCUUACACGGACAACAAUCUUUUCUGCAUGCAACCCUGGGGUGCGUUGUACCCCUGCCGUA
Messenger RNA from Astrephomene gubernaculifera, 4773 nucleotides. NCBI's taxonomy places the organism in Eukaryota, Viridiplantae, Chlorophyta, Chlorophyceae, Chlamydomonadales, Astrephomenaceae. The record is from the annotation of a GenBank genome assembly.